AUGUCUCAGCAUCAACAAAACACGCGUGAAAUCGAUUGCAACGCGUCCGCUUUGCUUGUUCCGGCCGGUUUACGACGUCUUGUGGUCGGUUUAAAUGCAAUGAAGUUGAUCUCUCGCUGGGGCUCAGGCUGUCAUCGCGCUGAUCUCGCGAGAUCUGACGUUCACUUUGUAAGGAUAAAAAGCAACAUGGCGGACCGGCUCACGCAGCUCCAGGACGCUGUAAACUCGCUUGCAGAUCAGUUCUGCAAUGCCAUCGGUGUGCUGCAGCAAUGUGCCCCCCCAGCCUCGUUCAGCAACAUACAGACGGCCAUCAACAAGGAGCAGCCAGCCAACCCCACAGAAGAAUACGCCCAGCUGUUUGCAGCCCUGAUCGCCCGGACUGCCAAAGACCUGGACGUGCUCAUAGACUCUUUACCCAGUGAAGAGUCCACCGCUGCACUACAAGCGGCCAGCCUCCGUCAGCUGGAGGAGGAGAACCACGAGGCGGCGGUGCGGCUGGAGGAGGUGGUGAACCGGGGGGACGGCCUCCUGGAGAAGAUCCAGAGCGCCCUGGCCGACAUCGCCCAGUCCCAGCUCCGCACACGCAACGCCGCGCCAAGCCAGCCCUCGCCCACCCAGUCCUGAUCCCCGCUCCUCCACCCGUCUCCCAGCGCCGGCUGCACUCAACCCCACCCUCCCACCUCCACCCUCCACCCUCUCACCUCCACCCUCUCACCUCCACCCUCCCACCUCCACCCUCUCACCUCCACCCUCCCACCUCCACCCUCCCACCUCCACCCUCUCACCUCCACCCUCCCACCUCCACCCUCCCACCUCCACCCUCCACCCUCUCAACUCCACCCUCUCACCUCCACCCUCCCACCUCCACCCUCUCACCUCCACCCUCCCACCUCCACCCUCCCACCUCCACCCUCCCACCUCCACCCUCCCACCUCCACCAUGCCUUCCCGGACGGCCCCCCACUCGACUUGUUUUCCACACAGGCCUCUAAAGACACUUUUCCUCUUUUUGUAUAUAAAAUAUUAACCUUAAAAGACGAUUCAUGUCUGUUUGCUGGGUUAAAGGAAUACGUGUACACGCACAUACGCACACACACACACACACACACACACACAUGCACACACACGUGUGCGCAGGGGCCUAUACGAAUCUUGUUAGGCUUUACAAAUGAACUUACAAAAGCAGGUCCCGGAUGACAGAUGGCUACACAAUACCACCACGGGCCUGCCAGGUCCCAUUGUGGCUCUGAUAUCCUGUAGAGGGCUGGAGACUUGGAGAUUGUGUAGUGUUCACAAUGUGUCCCAAGCCCGGGCAGGGACACGGAUUAAUCAUUUGUAUGGCUGUUUUUAAUCUUGGGCACGAUCAGAAGUCCUGCUUCUCGCCAGUCUGACACGAUGUUCGGAAAAAAACAAACUUUCCACGGCCACCUCUGGCCUCGCUCAGUUAAAGUUUGAGUUUCUUUCACUUUGUAUGAAUGUGUCGACUGUCCGGUCGGGAGAGUUGUCGUUUUUUUUCUGCCUCAAACUUGUACCGCCCGACUUCCUGUUAACGCGGAGAGGAAUGUUUAGCAGCAGCUCGGAGGUGGCCGGCUGUGGGAUGAUCCCGUUGGCGUUUCAGGGACUGGUGCACAGAGUUCCAGUUAACACCCUCCUUUCUGCAGUGAGGUUAGGGUUAGGGCGUCGGCAGAGACGCCUCACACUUCCUCCUGCCUGUUUGUGAGAGAUGACGCUGAGGGGGAACAUAACCGGGGGAGAGAAAACGUCCCGUGAAGGAAGUCAAAUCUCUGAAAACCGAAAUGGGCCAGAAAGAAAAAGACGCGAGUCCCGCAAACGGCUAAUCAUGAGGUUUAGCUGCAUUAUUAUGACAAGGGCAUGAAGGAGGAUGAUGUGUUGUAUAUAAAACACUUCAUCGCCUUCCUUAUCUAGAAAACUCUUUCUGCAGGUGCGAUCGGACUACAGGUGAGUUCCAGGUGUAACCAUUGGUUGAAACCUGAUCCAACCACAACUCUCGUUUUGAAUGUGUAAAUAGAUACCCCCUUUUUGUAUGCUUUUCAUGUGAAGAUGUAUUUGUGCUGGUUUCAUUUAAUUAUGUCUUUGUGUGUGUGUGAGAACUGGUUUGAAGAGUUGACACACAAUGUUGCACAACUGCCUUAAAACCUGCAUACAACGUUUUUCAAAUAAAGUCAAAGUAUUUGAAUUGGA
This is a messenger RNA of Gadus macrocephalus (Pacific cod), 2201 nucleotides long. RefSeq names its product mediator complex subunit 21 (gene med21). The record is from RefSeq and is a predicted model, not a curated record. Gene Ontology annotation, biological process: regulation of transcription by RNA polymerase II. The coding region runs from base 1 to 624 and encodes 207 amino acids. NCBI's taxonomy places the organism in Eukaryota, Metazoa, Chordata, Actinopteri, Gadiformes, Gadidae. The transcript has 4 exons. Gene Ontology annotation, molecular function: transcription coregulator activity. Gene Ontology annotation, cellular component: mediator complex.